AUGAGCAGUAGUCAUCAAUUUUAUCUUCUGAGAAUUGAACUAUCAACUGCUGCUCAGAAGAAGUUAGACAAGAUCAGGGAAUUUGCUAAUGUGAUCUCAGCUGUAGAUAACAUCAUCAAUGAUAAUCAUUUCUUCAAGCUGCCUAGUGAGGCAUGCUUCAGCAAUCUCAUGAAUGACAGCCUGUCAGCAGACAUUGCAUUCUGGAAUGCACAUCUCACUAAACAGGAGGUGAAGCUGCAACAUGAGCUUGAGAAUGAUUGA
Messenger RNA from Blastomyces dermatitidis ER-3, 261 nucleotides. RefSeq lists its product as uncharacterized. Lineage: Eukaryota; Fungi; Ascomycota; Eurotiomycetes; Onygenales; Ajellomycetaceae. The record is from RefSeq and is a predicted model, not a curated record. The coding region runs from base 1 to 261 and encodes 86 amino acids. The transcript is spliced from 2 exons.